AUGAUGCGAGCAGCGAGAUACUAUGGCAUAGAGGACAUCCGUGUCGAGCAAGUUCCUCUCCCUUCUGUAAAGCCCGGGCAAGUCAAGGUUGCUCCGGCGUUUGUCGGUAUCUGUGGAACAGAUUUACACGAGUAUUUAGGAGGCCCAAAUUUCUGUCCAACGACACCUCAUCCCAUCACCAAGGAAUCUAUUCCUGUCACUCUUGGACACGAAUUCUCUGGCAUCAUCACCGAAGUCGGCCCUGAUGUCGAAGGCUUUGAAGUCGGUCAACCCUGUGCUAUUCAGCCAACGCUGUUCUGCGGUCACUGCGCAGCCUGCCACAAUCAUGCCGAGAAUGUCUGCCACAGUGGUGGCUUUAUAGGCUUGAGCGGAAGCGGCGGUGGAUUAAGCGAAGCUGUUUGCGUCAAUGCCACACAUGUCCAUCCUCUUCCUCGGGAUCUGCCCCUGGAGAUUGGAGCGCUUGUUGAGCCUCUCUCGGUUUCGUGGCAUGCGAUGACGGCAGCGCCAGAGAUCAACUCCAGUUCCAAGGUUGUCAUUCUCGGAGGUGGUCCCAUUGGCUUGGCCAUGAUUUUAUGUCUGAAAGCAAAGGGCGUCAGCGAAGUCAUUCUUUCAGAGGUAGCCAUCUCACGACAGAACUUUGCAAGAGAGCUUGGUGCUACGCGUGUCGUGAACCCGAUAGAGGAGAACCUCAACGAGAUCGUGCUUGGCUUGACUGAUGGUAAGGGUGCCGAUGUGGUGUUUGACUGCGCUGGUGUACCGAUGAGUAUCAAAAGUGCUUGCGAAGUCGUCAGGCCCAAGGGCACUGUGGUUAACCUCGCUAUCUGGGAGAAGGAAGUUCCCUUCAACCCAAACUGGAUCACGAUGAAGGAAAGCUCAUACAAGUCCGUACUGGGUUAUGCUCGUGAAGAUUUUCAGGCUGUCAUUGCAAAUCUUGCUUCAGGUGCUAUAAAGCCAAGACAGAUGAUCACGAGAAAGAUAAAGCUCGAAAAUAUUGUGGAGGAUGGAAUAAAAGCACUAAUUCAUGAUAAGAAUAACCAGGUGAAGGUAUUGGUGGAUAUGAGCGACAAAUGA
This is a messenger RNA of Fusarium poae, 1071 nucleotides long. RefSeq lists its product as uncharacterized. The record is from RefSeq and is a predicted model, not a curated record. Gene Ontology annotation, molecular function: (R,R)-butanediol dehydrogenase activity; zinc ion binding. Bases 1 to 1071 code for a protein of 356 amino acids. Gene Ontology annotation, cellular component: cytoplasm. Lineage: Eukaryota; Fungi; Ascomycota; Sordariomycetes; Hypocreales; Nectriaceae. Gene Ontology annotation, biological process: butanediol biosynthetic process. The transcript has 4 exons.